Molecule: messenger RNA, 3051 nt
Organism: Dracunculus medinensis (Guinea worm)
Lineage: Eukaryota; Metazoa; Nematoda; Chromadorea; Rhabditida; Dracunculidae
Source: the annotation of a GenBank genome assembly
AUGAAUCAUGCGAAUUGUUCAAGAACUCAAUGGGAAUGUAAUCGAAGUUGUCGAAUACAAUUUGUAAAUACUAUAACGGGUUUAUGUCGUCGACCUUCUCCGCACGAUACUUGUUUUGGUAUUCCAAUUAAAUAUAAUUAUACGGAGCCAAUUUAUACGUCAUAUUUGUCGAAUUAUGAAAUUCUUAGUCGAUUUCCCAGGUGUUGGUCUUCUCUUGGUCCAUUGAUGUGCGCUAUCACUUAUCGACCUUGUGCAAAUCGUUCAUAUUUUGAAUUGACUAUGGCAAAACCCGGCAAGAUGGAGAUGUGGCAGGUUUUUCGACAAAGUGAUUGCAUCCGAGCGAGAGAAAACUGUGCAUUUAUUAUUCAACUCGGUUUGUGGCCGGACUUCCUUAAUUGUUCUCACACCAUAGAAAAUAAUAAAGCACAUCUAUUUUCGGAUUCUUCUUGUAAAAUGCCAUACAAUAAAGAACCCUCUAGAAUGGAGAGUAAACAAUGUUUAUGGCCUCUGAUUUGGAGUGCUGAUGAUGAUAAUAGUGGUUCUCGGCCGAUUAUUGAUAAAUGUUAUCUACCUUGCCGAUCACCAUUACUCAGUUCAAGUUGGUUGCAUAGUCAGUUCAAAUUGUCAUUAUUUAUUUGCUCUUCUUUUAUGUCGUUAAUUUGCAUAUUAACAUUCAUUUACAUAGCAUUCUUCUCUCAUCUUUGGAUAAUAAAUCUUUGUGUUUAUGCAAUCGGCAAUGCAUUGUUUUGUGCUUUUAUGCAUUGGGUGCUGUGGAUAACUGGAUUUUUCAAUGGAUUUGCACAAAAUGCAAUGUGCUAUGAAGAAUUCAGGAAGGAUAUUUAUAUGAGAUCCAGGAUAUUAAUGGAGUGGUGCUUAAUUCAGUCAUGGUUGAUGCACUGUUUUAUUUUGUCGGGGUUUUUUUGGAUACUUUUACUUAUUGCUCUUCGCAUAAGAAAACCCGUUAUAUCCGGUGAUCAUCUUAUUAAGAUAGAUGAACAUACUGCAAUCAGUUAUCGUUGCAUUUUUCUAUUUAUAUAUUUGUUAGCCGGAUUAUUCGCCACUUUUGCUGUGUGGAUGAAUGCACCUGAAUCUGAUGGAAUAAGCGGUGUCUGCUAUGUUGGAUUGAAAAAUUUCAAAAAAGGAUUCUAUAUAUAUUUCCCAAUUCUUAUUGCAUUUAUUAUCGCCAUUUUUAUUCCUUUCCUUUGUUCUUGUCGUAAAGGAGAGACUAAACUAGAAUCGGAAUUAACUUGUACGACAGGGCUAAUAUCCGAAAAUAAUUCAUCAGCAGCACAGAAAUUAUCCUCGGCCAAAUCUGAACUGAUUACUGGUUCAAAAACAGGCAUCAUAUGCUUUUCCAUUUGCUUAGCAAUUUCGCUUUCAUCAAUAACGCAUUUCACACUCAGCAUGGAUGAAAAGGACGAAAAUCAUCUCAUUUUGCAGUCAAUUAAUUGUUCUUUAAAUAAAACAAUUAUGGAGGAUGAACACGAAUGGUUUAAAAAGUUAGAGCAAAGCGACAGUUUGGUUCUAGAUGCUCUGGAACGUCGUCAAAAAAUUAGCGAUGGGUGCACUUUUUUGAUGAUUGAGAAUGUCGGAAAUCACUCUUUACAUGCACCUGGAUGUGCAUUACCAAUGAUAAAUGAUGGUCGUCUUCUGUUAAUUCUACUUACUUUUAUUGUUUUCCCUGCUCUUCCUUUCCUUGUUUUAAUUGCUUUUGUUCUAUCUGGCUUCUGUGGUUAUGGAUUAAAAGGAAUUAAUCAUAUCCGAAAAAAUCUGAAUCCUUUCGUUUUGGACAGUUUAUCAGAAAGUGGCGAUAAAGGAAGCAAUACCACGUUUGAAUAUGCGUCAGAUUUACAAAAGCGUAGCUCAUCGGCAACGGAAAUCAAUCGAUGUUGUCGUCUUAGUUCGUUUGGUAGCCAACCUCAUAGUGAACCCAAUGUAAAGCGAUCAAAGCGCAAUAGAAGCCGAAAAUUGAAUCUGUUGGAACGUUAUGCCCAAGAGAAAAAACAAUAUGGAAAUAUUACCCAUUCUAUGUCCAAUACACAGAGUUCUCAACCACAUUCCAAUUAUCAGAUGUUAAAUUCAUCAGAUAUUUGUGACUGGUUUCACUGCAAACCUCAAAUAGACAGUGAAUUGCAAAGUUUAUAUUCAUGUGGCUUUGAUGGCAAUCUUUCUGGUUUGAAUUUAACAGGCACUAGCAGUCAAAUGAAAACUUUAUCAGAUCCUGUUGAUUGGAAACGAUUUCAGUCAUCAGCUGUGUUAUUAGCUUAUCAAAAAGGUCUCUUGGAAGGACAUUGGCAGGAACGUUGUAACCAAUAUAUGGGACAAAUUGCAACAUUAACGGAAAAUCUUAAAUUAGCAGAUGAGGAAUUGCAACGGCUUACUACAUUAUUUUGUAACAAGAAGUCUGGUACUAUUGAGGCGGAAUCGCAGACAUCUGUUUCCGCAUAUAUUUGUUCUGAAAGCGGUAAUAGUUCUACUAUGACGAAACACCACCAUUCCAAAAAAUCCGAAGCCAUGGAUUAUAUCGAUGGUUCUACAGUUGAUGAUUUAAAUCGAGUGCGAAGUGGCUCAACAAAAGAUUGCAGCACUGAAGUUGGGUCUACUCGGGAAAAUUCUUUAGUUGAGGAAUCUGAAAAUAGUAACACGUUUUUAUCUGAUGAAGAGGAUUCUGAAGAAGAAAAGCUUUUUUUACAAACAAUUCAGAAGCGUGGAAAAGUAGAAAGUGGAAUAGAAUAUGGUAUAUCACAAUCGUGUUCCACUUCAUCUAAAGAUAACACGCCAUCGGAAUCAACAUUCUCCAUCGUGAAAAGCGGAACAUCAUCGUUUAGCAGUCCAAAACAUAUUGCUCAACAAUUAUCACUGACUCCUGAUCAGCAAAGGCAGUUGACUGAAUUAAGGCGUUCAGUAACAGCAAGUGAUAUGCUUCAUUUGAGCGAUCAUUUUCGCUUAUUAGCGCAACGCAUUCGUAAUCAAGAUAUGAUUUCAAGUCGCACGAAAAAUAGGCCUUUAACUAUCGAGGAAGCUGGUGAAGAGAAUGAUGAAUCUGAAUAA